AAGCCCUACUCCCAAAGUAUCUUUUAGCUUUCUUUCUUUCUUUUUCCUCUGUUCUUCCCUUUCGUCAACCUCAUCUGGUCGAUUUUGCAAGUUCCUGUAAAUUAAACCAAAAAAGAGGGAAGUCUUUUUUUUUUAUAAAUAAUGCGACAGUUUCCGAUUAGCGUGAACGCGAACGCGAUGAAUAUCACAACAAUGGCGAAGGAAGCGUUCCCAGGCGCACCGGCUAUCGCACAACCAGGACUGCCAUCGCUUUCUCCGGUUCCGUAUCUCUUCGGCGGUUUGGCCGCGAUGCUGGGUCUUAUCGCGUUUGCUCUCUUGCUCCUCGCUUGCUCCUCCUGGAAGCUAUCCGAUCGCCGUCGCGGCCGCGGCGGAGACGGCGAUAGGCUGAGAGAUUCCGGCGAUAAAGUGUCGGGAAAGGUGUACGACGAGGAGAUUCUGGUGAUCAUGGCAGGGGAAGAGAAGCCCACGUUCUUGGCGACUCCGGCUGCGAUCGCGGCCGACACGCCGGAGAGUGGCGGAAUCGUAAAUACGGAGGGCGAGGAGGGGCACAAGGGGGAAACUGGGUUUCCUGCGCAGACAGGAGCUGAAAAGUCUUAUGGUGAAGAAGAAAACCACUGAGCUUUCGCGCUCACAGUUUUGUCGGCUUCUCUCUGUUCCAACAAUCUGCGAAAAACAGAGCAUUUAUGUAUGGAAAAAAAGUUUUUUUUUUCCAUGGGUUGUGAAAAUCUCAGGAACUGGGUGUUUCUAGAACAUUGUUCAAAUACAAUGUCCGAAAACUAAUAGUUCUCGAAGCUCAGGAGUUUUAAUCAAUGUAUGUGUUGAAAUGAACACAGAAAAAAACGUUUUUUUUUAGUAACAGAUAAAGAUAGUACAAUGAGAGUACGAUUACGAUCA
Molecule: messenger RNA, 894 nt
Organism: Tarenaya hassleriana
Lineage: Eukaryota; Viridiplantae; Streptophyta; Magnoliopsida; Brassicales; Cleomaceae
Product: protein GLUTAMINE DUMPER 5-like
Exons: 1
Coding region: 142-618 (158 amino acids)
Biological process (GO): regulation of amino acid export
Source: RefSeq, a predicted model, not a curated record